This is a messenger RNA of Aureobasidium vineae, 246 nucleotides long. Lineage: Eukaryota; Fungi; Ascomycota; Dothideomycetes; Dothideales; Saccotheciaceae. The record is from the annotation of a GenBank genome assembly.
AUGGGUGGCAACAACUCCAAACCUCAACAGCAAUCUGUUCCCGCGAACAGUGCAAAUACGCCACGAGAGGUCGUCCCACGAAGUACACAGUCAGCUACCGAACCACAAUACGUGACGGCAUCUGGUAUUCCUGUCGUCCCCAGAACGCAGCCAAGUUCGGUUGUCGCUCCUGAUUCUGUACUUCAAGAGUUCAGAGCAGCAUAUGUUGAGCCAACUGGUCGCGAAAGCGAGAUGGGCAGCAUGUAA